Messenger RNA from Zygotorulaspora mrakii, 1062 nucleotides. RefSeq names its product mitochondrial 37S ribosomal protein bS1m (gene MRP51). The coding region runs from base 1 to 1062 and encodes 353 amino acids. The transcript has a single exon. Gene Ontology annotation, molecular function: structural constituent of ribosome. The record is from RefSeq and is a predicted model, not a curated record. Gene Ontology annotation, biological process: mitochondrial translational initiation. NCBI's taxonomy places the organism in Eukaryota, Fungi, Ascomycota, Saccharomycetes, Saccharomycetales, Saccharomycetaceae. Gene Ontology annotation, cellular component: mitochondrial small ribosomal subunit.
AUGUCGUCAUCACAACUGGCGCAGCUCCUGAGAGGCUCGCGGCUUUCGCAUGUGCCUCGGAGCUCUAAACCAUUUGUUUCUUCUGAACCGAAGUACUAUCCAACACAUCAAGUUGUGGAGACUAAGCCGUCGACACUGAAUCGGCAAGAGUGGGGGCUUAAGGCUCCCAUCCCUCGUAAAGUCAAAUCACGGUAUCUGAUUUACAACGACCUAGAUACUCUGGAACGGAUUACCACUUUUGAGACUAACGCAGGCUCACAAUGGAACAGACUGAGAUUUCAAGAGAUGCGACUGGCCCCCUCGUACAACCCUGGGAAGGCCAAUCCCCUGUUUGAGGGCACAUCGUCUCCUGCCGACAAGCAGGCUCCAUUGUCGUCACUGAUGGGUGUUAGCGAAGAAAAGGUAGACUCUUCUACCAAGAAGUUGAGUCAAAAAAGUUCAGCUCUUCAGGCUUUGCGUAAGGACUUCAAACUGUGGAUGUUGAACAGAGAUCCUGAAGCUUUAAAGAAUAAGACCUUCACUGCCAAAGAUAUGAAUGAGAACGCUAUGCAGUUCUUGAACGAGCGUUUUGGAUCUCAUUCGCAAUUAGAAAUUAGAAAAGAUGCCUUCAAAGGGGUAAUUGGUAGCGGUGGCUUGACCUAUACUCUUGGUGGCAAGUUACUGAACUCGCCCAAUGGUGUUAUACAAAAGACUAUUGUUCCUGGCAGGUUCUUGAACUUAGAUGGUAAUGAUAGAUUGGCAGCUAUCGGUGGAUUCGUUGCUAAUGCUUCCUCUUCUACUCCUAUGACCUCUCAAGUUGCGUAUAACAUGGGUGACUUUGUCAGGGAGUUGACUUUCCCAUUUGAUGUUCAAAAAGUUUCAGUGGAUGAGAAUGGCAAAAUUAUGAUGAAGGCUCAAGUUAUCAGCGGAUUAAGUCAAAGAAUGAGAGGUAAGAUUCAAGGAAGAAGUUACCAACAACGUCCAAUAAAGACAAAUAAAUCGUCUUCACCAGCUGUAAGUCCGAUCGAUCCAAAAAUGCAAGCGGACGAAUUGUUAAAUAUCCUUUUAUCGAAUUUCAACUAA